CAGUUGAAUCAAGUUGGCGCAAACAUGAAAAUCACUAAAUUUUAAACGUCAACCUGGAACUUAGCCAAUAUUUUUAUAAAUAUUUCAACAAGUUGUAUUUGGUGCACAUAGUCGCAAACCAGCCCACUGAUUGCGGAAAUGCCUGCUUCAAGAUUAUAAUCCCGGAACCACUAACAGACAAUAACAACCGUGACAAAGUACAAUAAACUAGUGAGAUAAUUUUGUUUGAAGUAUCUAAAGACAAUUCCAUACAGACCAAUGCAUCAGUUUGAAAACUAACCAUGAAUGAGAGUGUGAAAUGUGUUUGUCCUGUGUUGAGGAACCCUGAAACCUACAAUCCUGACACCGUCGACUUGAUUAACAACGCAAAGGAGAGAAAUUACUGGCUGCCAUGUUUAGAACAAAUGGUGAAAAAAUUCGUAAGUAAAGCUGAGAGUCUCAAUCCUGGAAAUCCACUUGCUAAACAACAAGCUGAAAGAAGUUACGAAGCUUUCCACAAACUCAUUGGCGAAUUGGCCCAAGACCCACGAGUUUUGAAGUCUCUAAGUGUUCGAACAUUGCUGGACUUCAAUGAACAAACACUCAGAUCCAACAAUUUCAAAGAUGCCUGGUACACGCAGAAAGAAAAAGAAAGUGACCUGGCUCUAUUGGAGUUCCAGGAUAGAAUUAAUACAAUUGAUUCGAUAAAAGACUUCAAUGAGAAAUGGCUUGAUUUGUGUAAAGGAGUGUUAGCUGGUAAUGUAUUUGACUGGGGAGCCAGAGCAGUAGCCGAUAUAUUGGAGCAUUCACAAAACUUUGGUUUCAGUCAAGCAUUGAACACUAUACAAAAAAGACCUUGGUUUAGGGAUGAUUUAGAUAACUGGAUUAAAAAGUUGAAGAAGAGUCCAUAUAAUACUGCGGUAAUAUUCGUAGACAAUGCAGGCGUGGAUUUUGUUUUGGGCAUUUUGCCACUGGCAAGAGAGCUCAUUAUUCAAGGAACGAGAGUGGUGCUGACAGCUAACUCAUUACCAGCCCUCAACGAUGUCACCUAUCACGAUCUGAACAUGUAUUGUUGUCGGGCUGCGCAACACUGUCCUAUUUUGAAACAGGCAAUCGCCAAUGCGCAGUUGAUCACCGUCGAAAACGGACAGGGUGGACCCUGUUUGGAUCUGACGCAGCUUUCCCCAGAUUUGUGUAAUUUGAUGGAAGAUGCUGACUUAAUAAUACUAGAAGGAAUGGGACGGGCGGUCCACACGAAUUUAUAUGCAAAAUUUAAAAUAGACAGCGUGAAGAUGGCCGUUUUGAAGAACGAAUGGUUGGCGAACAGUCUUGGUGCCCAACAAUUUGCAAUUAUAUUCACUUAUGAACCGGCAAUGUGAGUCUUACUGUACCUGAAAGCAAUGAAUAUUGAAGUAGCUUUAAUAAAACAGGGUUUUCUUACUCAAAAUAUUUUAUCAUGGUUUUCAGUUCUACGUGUUUAUAUAAGAAAACUCACUGGUUUUUUUCUUGAUUGAUUUUAAUUCGAGGACUUUGUUCUUGUUAGUAUGUGAUUUUUGUUGCCACUUGUAAUUUUAUGUAAUAAAUGAAUAACAUAUUUU
Messenger RNA from Aethina tumida (small hive beetle), 1577 nucleotides. Its product is annotated as 4'-phosphopantetheine phosphatase. The record is from RefSeq and is a predicted model, not a curated record. The coding region runs from base 282 to 1358 and encodes 358 amino acids. The transcript has 5 exons. Gene Ontology annotation, biological process: coenzyme A biosynthetic process. Gene Ontology annotation, cellular component: cytosol; nucleus. NCBI's taxonomy places the organism in Eukaryota, Metazoa, Arthropoda, Insecta, Coleoptera, Nitidulidae. Gene Ontology annotation, molecular function: ATP binding; pantothenate kinase activity.